Messenger RNA from Durusdinium trenchii, 5058 nucleotides. NCBI's taxonomy places the organism in Eukaryota, Dinophyceae, Suessiales, Symbiodiniaceae. The record is from the annotation of a GenBank genome assembly.
AUGUCGAACCAAUAUGCUCAAGGAACUUUGAUUUGGGUCAAGCAUGAUGAAGAAGUCUGGAUCCAGGCUGAGAUCGUCACUUCUACCGAUAAGGAAAUCAUCGUAAAAACAGCAGAUGAUCCAAAUGGUCGAGUUGUGUUGGGCCCAAAUGAGCCGAUUUUCUUAAGGACGUCGGAUGUAUUCACAUCCGAAGGGCUGUCUGUCCUAGAUGAUUUGACACAGCUAACGCACCUUCACGAACCCGCAGUACUGAGCUCACUGCAGAACCGGUUUGACAUCGACAAGAUCUACACCUUCACAGGGCCAAUUCUGAUUGCAGUGAACCCUUUCAAAUCCAUUCCUGGCAUCUACGAUGAAGAGGUGCUAAGUGGCUUCAUCAGCACAAAGCCUUCAACCAAGCCUCAUGUGUUCAACACCUCGAAUGCCUCCUACCGCGGCAUUUGUGACCGACACAAGUCACAGACUGUGCUCAUCAGUGGUGAGUCUGGCGCAGGGAAGACGGAGACUACCAAGCACGUGAUGAAGUUCUUGGCCCUAGCAGGGUCGUCUGAUGGCCAGGUCACAAAUGUGGAGAAGCAGGUGCUUGAGUCGAACCCUUUGCUGGAAGCGUUUGGAAACGCCAGAACGUUGCGGAAUGACAAUUCCAGUCGCUUCGGCAAGUUCAUCGAACUUCAGUUUCGACCUGGCACAGACUCCGGUGUCAAAGGGGCUGUACAGGGGAUGUCUGGUGAGAGCCUUCGUCUUUGCGGUGCUCGCAUUCGUCAUUACCUUCUGGAGAAGGUCCGUGUGUGCGAGCAGCAGGAAGGCGAGAGGAACUAUCACAUUUUCUACGAAGCAUGUGCUGCCGCAGCAAAGCUUGGCGGUCAGAAGGAAUACUCUUAUCCACAAGUGCUGUCCAAGGACCAGGCUGUGGAAGAGAUGGUAGUUGAUUUGGAGGGCUUCUCAGAGCUCUCCAACUAUGCAUUCUUGACCCGCUCGACGUGCAAGACCCUAAAGGAUGUGGACGACGUUGAGAUGUUCGAGCGGAGGAUCAAUGCCAUGCAGACCAUUGGCAUCAACAAGGAGGACCUCACUGAAGUGUUCCACAUGGUCGCAGCAGUACUCAAUCUGGGCAACGCAAAGUUCGAUGCUCCACCCAACAACAGCGAGGGCUCUAUGGUCAUGGCGGAAUGCGCCAACAGUGUCGCCAUGGCGGAGAAAUUGCUGGGCAUCAAGAGUGGGGAGCUGGAGAAAGCUCUGUGCAACCAGACGCGCGUGACCCGUUCCGAGAGGAUUCGCAGCCCAGUGAAUGUGCGGCAGGCCGCUGACAAUCGGGAUGCCUUGGCUAAAGCUUUGUAUGGAAUUGUCUUCAACUUCAUAGUGUACAGUACCAACCUCUCCAUCGGUUACAUCGAUGACGUGAAAUUGUUUGUAGGAGUGCUGGACAUUUUUGGCUUCGAGUGCUUCAAGAUGAACUCAUUUGAACAGUUGUGCAUCAACUUCACCAAUGAAAGGCUGCAGCAGUUCUUCAACUCCUUUGUCUUCAAAUUGGAAGAACAGCUUUAUGAGCGUGAAGGAAUUCCGUGGGAUGCCCUGGACUUCCCAGACAACCAGGACUCUGUGGAUUUGCUCGCCGGCAAGGGCACGGGCGUGUUCGCGAUGCUGGAUGAGGAAUGCCUCGUGCCGAACGGCUCUGACCAAGGCUACUGCAACAAGCUGAUCAAGCAACACAAAGGCCAUCGUAGAUUCGAUGAGAUCAAGACCAAGCCGACAUGGUUCGUGAUCAAGCACUUUGCAGGUCCCGUCAGCUACUGCACCGAUUCCUUCCUGGACAAGAACCGCGACCAGCUCAGCACGGAUUUGAUAGAGUGUGUGGGCAACAGCUCCAACCAGUUUGUAGCCAACCUUUUCAGACGUGACCCCAAGUUUGCAGAUGCGUUUGUCAAGGAGGAGGACAAGGCCAAAACCAAAAAAAAGAAGUACACAGUCUCAUCGGAGUUCAAAGAUCAGCUCUCCAGCCUUAUGGACGUGGUUGAUUUGACUGAGCCUCACUUCAUCCGAUGCAUCAAGCCGAACCCACAGAACGUUCCUGACCUUUUCGAUCGCAAGGGGGUGACGGAGCAGCUUCGCUACGGUGGUGUUUUGCAAGUGGUGCAAGUGAGUCGUGCUGGCUAUCCAGUACGCAUCAAUCAUCAGGAAUGUUGGGAUGACUACAAAGUCAUUGGUGCCAGCAAGGUGGUGAACGAACUCAGGCACAUUCAGGAUCCAAAGAUUCGUGCUCAGAAGCUGCUGGAUCAUUUGGAUACCGAAUUGAACAUCCCCAAACCAAAGCAUGGGCAAUCCUGGGCAGUCGGCAAAACUUUGGUUUUCUUCAAGCUUCCAGCAUACGAGCGCAUCAAGUUUGCUCGCCUUGAACUGGUCAUCAAGAGCACCACCAUGAUCCAGGCCAAUUGGCGUGGCAAGGUUCGCAGGCGUAUGUACAUUGCCAUCCGCUUGUUCACACGCCAUGUCCAAGCGUUGCUUCGAUCCAAACAAGCACGGGCAGAUCUGUUUCAGAGAAGGAGUGAGGACAGCGCCAGGAAGAUCCAAGCCCAUGCCAGAUCGAAGAUUGCGAAGACGAAGUACCAGAGCAUCCGCCAAAAGGUCAUCAAGAUCCAGGCGGUGUGGCAUGGUGUCCUUGGUCGACGCUAUGCCAAGGAUUACAAGACACAUGUGAGUGCCACCAAGUUGCAAAGCUUGGUCCGGAAGCAAAGGGAACAGAAGAUCUACGAUGCUUUGAAGCAUUCCAUCAUUUUUGCUCAGCAGCGUUUGCGCAUGCGGAAUGCCAAGAACCAACUGAAAAAGCUCAAGCAGGAAGCCAAAGAGGUUGGUGCAAUGAUGGCAAAGGCUCAAAAGGCAGCGGAGCAGGCAUCUGAACUCCGGAAGCACAAUGAAGAGUUGGAGGCCCACCAGCUUCAGCUGCAAUCAGAGAACAAGACCCUGUCACACAAGGUGAAGCAGCUUGAGGAGGCGCUUCACCAGAUGCAACAACAGUUCGAGGAAAUGAAGGCCCAAGCAGCAGAAGCGGCCAAAUUUGCGGCCGAUGAGACCAAGACUGUGAUCGAAACAGAAAAGAUGGAGGCCAUGAACAAGCAGAUGAGCGAGCGCGAUGAAGAGCUCGCCGGCCUCCGAAAAGAGUUGCAAGAAAUGAAGGAGUCGCAUGCGAAGCAGCAAGAGGCUCUGAAGAGUGCAGAGGCCAACUAUCAGCAGCUCUUGAAGAGCACCACGCUGCAGUCUGUGGGUGCAGGUGCCGCUGGUACCGUGGCACCUGUCCGCAGUGGCGGCAGCCGUGGGCAUCGCAAUGUGUUCAUUCAGCUGGUUGGCGCAACUGGAACAGGCAAAACGACCAUGCUGGGUGAAUUGAUCAAGGAACAUGACCCACCAGCAAUGCAAAACUUCGAGGAUCAAAGGAGCAACUUGAUGAUGCAUCAUCAGAUCCAGAUCGGCUCGCGAGCGCUGAAGUUCCUGGACUGUUCGGGCAAUGACCGUGCAGGGCAUUUGGUGAAGGAGUGGUUUGCUCGAACACAAUGGGUCUUCGUUAUUUACAGCCUUGCUGACCUCAGGUCCUAUGAGAAGGCCUUGACGCUGAUGGCGGAAGCACGGCAGGCUGGAGCGAAUGUGGUGCUUUUUGCCAACAAGUAUGAUGUCAGCCGCGGUAAGGAGGGGCUGGUCAAUUUGCGAGAGGCCCAUGACAAAGCUACACAACUCCAGGCAUACUCGGUGGAGGGCACAUCGCUGUCUGAAGCUGUGAGGUUUGCGGCAAGCCAGGAGGAGCAAGAACCUGCCGAAGGUGGAGCAGGAACUCCUGCUGAUGUGGGUGAUGAUGGGCAACGCCGAAGCUCUAUUGCAACUGCGUUUGACUCUGUGAAGUCUUGGUUUGGUGGCCCACCAGAACGAGGUGGAAAGGUCGGUGGCGUGUUGCGUCCAUCACUGAAGGGCACGAAAGCCAUGAAACAGGCCAGACGUGAAGCGGACCCCAACGCGGACUUGCGUCCAGUUCAGGAAUUGCAGGACUCAGAGUCUGCUGUGACGUGUGUUUGCUUCGGCCAAGAGAGGUUGCACCGGUCGUACAUCCUCUUUGUCACUGCUUCCAAAGAUGGCACUGUGGUGGUGUACCGAUGCUACAGGACGGAGAUGGAGAUUGCCUUGCUUUCGAACGAAGACUUCCGGGGCGAUACAUCCGCGCCUCCGCCUGAUCACUCCAACAUUGCGGUGCAUUCCCGUUUGGUGGGGCAUUCUCGCGCCAUUACCUCGGUGUUCUUCAACCUGCUCGAGGAUCAGCUGGUCUCGACCUCCAUCGACAAGUCUGUCCGUUUCUGGAAUGUGGACACUGGUGAGAUGCUGAAGGUCUUUACCGACUCCUCGCCGGUGCCAGUCGCUGCCUUCCUGCCCUUCAACCCGCAGAUCUUUGUGGCCGCCAAUUCCAAUGCUGUUCUUCGGCUGGUGAAUGUGCAGAACGGCAUGGUGAUACAGAAGCUGAAGGUGGAGACAGAGGUGAGGACCCUGAAGUUCGAUGACACGGGCAUGUUCCUUUUGGCUGGUACGAAGAGUGGCAGCAUUCACGUGCUGGAGGCUUGUGACAACAACACCCUGAAGUUCAAGUUCAAGGUGCAGUUGGCCAGGGGAGGUGUGACCUGUCUGGUAUUUGUUCCUGCAGCUCAUGGCCAGCCUCCUUGCCUCCUCGUGAACACCUCUGACUCCUCUGCUUCGAUUAUCGAUUGCACUUAUGGACCUCCAGCCGGUGUCCUGACGAAUCUAGCCGUCAGGCAUCGUGUGCGGGUGGCACAUGCGCUUUUGCCUCUGAAGUGCUGCUACUCACCGUCCAGCCAGGGAUUCCUGAUUUCGGCUUCAGAAGAUAAGGAGGUUUAUAUCUAUUCACUUGCGAAGGGUGCCAAUUACAAGAUGAGCUACCUCAAGCACCACCAGGUGCCGGUGGUUGCUGUGGCAACUAACCACCAGGACACCCUUCUUGCGAGCGCUGACUCUUUGGGGCGAGUGGUCCUGUGGAGAAGGAUGGACUUCUCCCACAUACCGGACUAG